AACUGAUCACCGAAAAGAGAAAAAACAAGUAAUUAAGCAUCUGCUCUACGAUGGAAACCAAACCCACGGCCAAGGAUGAGACAUGUUAUGAGGAAUUCGAACCGUUUUGCCAAUGGAACAAGGAGGAAGGACAUGACAUUCUUGAAGUUCAUUUACAAGGUUUCAAAAGACAAGAUAUUAGAGUUCAAAUCAACAAUUGGGGCAUCCUAACCAUUAGCGGAAAGCAACCUAGGGUUGAAGAAACUACAUCUGCUAUACCCAGCCGCUUCUGUAAAGAGAUCAAAAUUUCUAAACAUUGUACUACGAAUGGUAUCCGCGCUAAGUUUUCCCGUGGAAUUCUUUCCAUAACCAUUCCAAAAGAAGCUCAGCACGGCGGAGUGAAUGCUGCAUGGGCGUCAGCUAAUGACUACUUAGUUGGUUUAAGAAGCAAAGUUUUGAAGCCAAGGCUGAGCAAGAAGACAGCUGUGAUGGUGGUGGUGGUUGUUCUGGUCAUGGCUCUGGGAGUUUAUGUAGUGUGUAGAUAUCCGAAGUCAGCUAGCUAGCUACUCUUACAGUUCAAAAUUGAUCAACAAUUUUAGCAAAACAUUUUUAAUUUUCGGACCAUAUUACAUUUCUAUAUUACCUGGUCAUUUCACUUAAUUUACUUGG
Malus domestica (apple) is the source of this 648-nucleotide messenger RNA. The record is from RefSeq and is a predicted model, not a curated record. Lineage: Eukaryota; Viridiplantae; Streptophyta; Magnoliopsida; Rosales; Rosaceae.